GUGCUCCCUGACCGCGCCGCUGCCUUCCCGCCAGACUUCAAGUUUUAAGUUUCAUUUCCAGUCACUGGCCGAGACUGCAGGUUCCUCUAACCGCGGCCCUUUCGCGAAGCCGAGUCUAUUUUCCAGGAGCAGAGAGCGCCAGCUAUGGAUCCUCGGAGCGGAAAGGCGGCGCGGACAGCUUCGAAGGCGGGAGCCGCCACCUCCCAGAUUUUGGCGCAGAGUGCGAAGGGCGCCCCGACGAAACCCUCGUCGGCGAAGCCCACCCAGGCGAAGCCCGUCGAGUGUCCGGUUGUCCCCGAAGCUGUCCAGCCCAACGAGCAGAAUUGCAGCUCCUCUAGAGCGUCGGGGAACCAGCGGAAGAAGAGCCCCCGGGGUUCCCGGGAGAGACCGCAGGUCCGCGCGCGGGGUGCGCGCACCGAGAAGGCCCCUCUGAGCGGUGACGCGGUGAACGGGCACACGGAUCUGGCCAAGGCGCUGGAGCCGCCCCUUCCCAGGGCUGGAUCUCGACGAAAAGGGGGUGCAUGCACCCAGAAGGCGCCUCUGAGCGGUGACGCGGUGGACGGGCAGGCCGGUCUGGCCCAGGAGCCGGAAUCGCCCCUUCCCAGAGCUGGAUCUCGCCGAAAAGGGAGUGCAUGUGCCAAGACGGCGCCUCUGAGCGGUGACACGGUGGACGGGGUGAACGGGCACACGGAUCUGGCCAAGGCGCCGGAGCCGCCCCUUCCCAGGGCUGGAUCUCGCCGAAAAGGGGGUGCAUGCACCCAGAAGGCGCCUCUGAGCGGUGACGCGGUGGACGGGCAGGCCGGUCUGGCCCAGGAGCCGGAAUCGCCCCUUCCCAGAGCUGGAUAUCGCCGAAAAGGGAGUGCAUGUGCCAAGACGGCGCCUCUGAGCGGUGACACGGUGGACGGGCACACGGAACUGGCCGAGGGGCCGGAGCCUUCCGCAGCCCCGGAGCCGCCCCUUCCCAGGGCUGGAUCUCGCCGAAAAGGGGGUGCAUGCACCCAGAAGGCGCCUCUGAGCGGUGACGCGGUGGACGGGCACACGGAUCUGGCCAAGAGGCCAGAGCCUCCCGCGGCUCCGGAGCCGCCCCUUCCCAGAGCUGGAUAUCGCCGAAAAGGGAGUGCAUGUGCCAAGACGGCGCCUCUGAGCACCCAGAACGCCUUGAACGGGCAGGCGGGUCUGGCCCAGGAGCCGGAGUCGCCCCUUCCCAGGCAUGUAUCUCGCCGAAAAGGAGGUGCACGCACCCCGAAGGCGCCUCUGAGCGCCGAGAACAUCUUGAACGGACAGGUCAUUCUGGCCGAGGGGCCAGAGCCUCCCGCAGCCCCGGAGUUGCCCCUUCCUAGGGCUGGAUCCGCGCGCUCCUCUGGGGAGCGGAGACCUCCGUCCAGGCCAACGGAGGGCGCCGGCCAGGAUCCGCUGGUUCCAGCCUCUAGCCUGGGCCGGAGGGACGCGGUGUCGGGCGCCUGGAAGGUCGGUGCGGUGCUGCAGAAGUUGAAGCUACGUAGCGCAGAAAUCUCAGAAGCCGCGAAGGUUGUAAACAGGGUCGUGGACCACCUGCUACGAGGACUGAAGAGCGGCUGGUCCGAGUUUAAAGGUGUCGAGGAGCUUCGCACUGGGAGCUACUACGAGCAAGUGAAGGUUUCUGCUCCGAAUGAAUUUGAUAUUAUGUUUAAACUGGACAUCCCCAGAAUUCAGCUAGAAGAAUAUCGCGACAGUGGUGCUCAUUACUUUGUGAGGUUCAAAAGAAACCCCCAAGGAAAUCCUCUGAAUGAGUUUUUAGAAGGGGAAAGAUUAUCAGCUUCUAAGAUGCUGUCCAAGUUUAGGGAACUCAUUAAGAAAGAAAUUAAAAACAUUAAAGAUACAGAUAUCAGUGUGGAGAAGAAAAAGAGAGGAUGUCCUGCUGUAACACUUCUUAUUAAGGCACCUAAAGAAAUAUCUGUGGAUAUAAUCUUGGCUUUGAAAGUACAAAGCAGCUGGCCACUUAGCACCCAGGAAGGCAUGCCCAUUGAGAAUUGGCUUGGAAGAAAAGUAAAGAAAAGCCUGAGACUACAGCCAUUUUACCUGGUACCUAAGCCUGCAAGGGAAGGAAAUGGUUUUCAAGAAGAAACAUGGCGGCUAUCCUUCUCUCACAUUGAAAAGGACAUUUUGAAAAAUCAUGGAAAAGAAAAAACAUGCUGUGAAAGUAAUGGAGUGAAAUGUUACAGGAAACGUUGUUUACAACUAAUGAAAUAUCUUUUAGAAAAAUUGAAAGAAAAGUUUGAAGACCAAAAGAAAUUGGGUAAAUUCUGUUCUUACCAUGUGAAAACUGCCUUCUUUCACGUAUGUGCCCAGAACCCACAUGACAGUCAGUGGCGAGACAACCUGGAGCUCUGCUUUGAUAGAUGUCUGGAAUACUUUCUUCAUUGCCUCAAGUCAGAAAAUCUUGAGCAUUUUUUUAUUCCUGAAGUCAAUCUAUUCUCUCGAGAUAAAAUUGACAGGAUAAGUAAAGAAUUUCUGACAAAAGAAAUUGAAUAUGAAAGAAACAAUGGAUUUCCAAUUUUUGGUGAAUUUUGAAAAUAUAUAAAAAUA
This is a messenger RNA of Myotis davidii, 2565 nucleotides long. It is a transcript of the gene CGAS, whose product is annotated as Mab-21 domain containing 1. Bases 145 to 2550 code for a protein of 801 amino acids. Gene Ontology annotation, biological process: activation of innate immune response; positive regulation of type I interferon production; positive regulation of defense response to virus by host. The record is from RefSeq and is a predicted model, not a curated record. The transcript is spliced from 5 exons. Lineage: Eukaryota; Metazoa; Chordata; Mammalia; Chiroptera; Vespertilionidae. Gene Ontology annotation, molecular function: double-stranded DNA binding; 2',3'-cyclic GMP-AMP synthase activity; chromatin binding. Gene Ontology annotation, cellular component: cytosol; nucleus; site of double-strand break.